AAAUGCGUAUAAAUUAUGGGCCGAAUGAAGAGAAAACCGAAUAAACCCAAUGCAGUCAGUUUAUUCAAUUCGAUUACCUCUGUUGCUCCUCUAUAUAUUUCCCUCCCAAGUCCCAUCCUAAAACCCCAGCGUCUCUUUCCAACAGUUUCUUCAUUCGCUGUUUCUCAGUAAUGGCUGAUUAUACGAUGGAAUCCGAUUCGCACGUUUGUUCUAAGCGUAGAACAACUUCUGGCUCUGAACAACAAGAAACUUCUCUUCCCCCUCACCUUUCCCCUUCUCUCUAUGAAUCCACCGCCGACCACCGGGAUUCGGGCCUUCAAGAUUGCCAAGAAGUAACAGCUAUGGAUCAUAGCAGUCCAAAGAAGAAACCCAAGUGCUUUUCCCUUCUUUCUCAGGAAAACCAAGAAAUGGGUCUUCAUUCUUUCGCUCCAAAGGAUGUCUCUCUUUCUGGGUUUUUCGAGAAAGAAAAGGUGGAUGAUGUGGAAAACAAAGAGGGUUCUUUUGGAGUUCAAGAAGUUGAUAACCAAGUCAACACCAUUGAAGCUAAUAACAAGGAACAUCUCGGGACCGGUUUGGAAUUUGAGGAGAAAAGGGUGGCCAAAGGAAAAGCUUUGGAAUCUGAAAAUGUCUUGGAAGCUGAAAAGAAACGACUUUUGACUGAGCUUGAAGUUGGAAACAUCUUUGGUUUUGCAACGAACUCGUCCAAGAUUGAUGAUGGAAACGGCGUUGGUGGUACCAAAGGUCUUGACUUUCCUGUUAAAGGAUCUUUAAAGAUUGAAGUCAUCGAUGAUACGGCUUUGAUUGGAUCAUUUCCACUCCCCAGAACUGGAAAUGGAAGUGUAAAAGAUGAGAAGAAGAAGAAGGGGGAACAUGAAAUUGAUGGUAAGAAAGGUAAAAGAUCAAGAAGAAAGGGAAAGAAUGUAAAAGAGGUCUUAGGGGAAUCAGUCACUAUGAGACAUAUGGAAUCAACCAAAAUUUUUGAAGUUCAAAAGGGUAAGACAGAAAGCAAAACUCAAAAUAAGAUAAUGUACUCAAGAGAAGAGUUAGAGGCUUUGAGGUUUGCCAAGGUUGGGGAACAAAGGAGUUUUUGGAGGGAUGUAUAUAAUAGUCUUGGUAAAGAUGUGAUCAGAGAGUAUGAGGACUUGGGAAGCUGGAAGCAUCAGAAGAACACCGGUUCAGGUUCGGGUUCGAGCUCUGACACGCGUCAUCGCUUUGGAAAGAAGGCAGAGUCUCCUGCAAUUAUAAGGGAUUAUUCUGAAAAUGUGGGUAAUGAACUAGAAUACAUGGAGGAUAAUGAGAUGGAAAAUAUAUAUCCUUUCAGUUUUUCUCCUACUCGUGAUGUUGAAGUUGAUUCCUUUGUUGACGCGGAAGAAGAAUGUAUUGAAGAUGAUGACAGUGACGAAGAUUACACCAGCAUUCUUAGGCCUGCUUUCGUGGUAGAAGGGGAACCUGACUUCGAGUCUGGUCCUCCGGAGGAUGGAUUAGAAUAUCUUAGGCGUGUCAGGUGGGAAACUGCUCAAAUUCCAAAAGUAAAGAUCGCCAAGCCUGACAGGACUAUAUUGAACAAGGAACAAAGUGUUUAUAUGCCUCAGAUUCCUGAAAUUGCUAAGUGCCCGGAACAUAUAUUGCCAUUGAAACAUUGGGAGGAUGCAUUUCUUGCAGAUUUUUCAGAGCUGCGACUGGCCCUGUUACAAAUGGAGGAUCCCAAUACUAAGAUUUCUUGUAAGCUACCAAAAUUAUCUGUUCGAGAGGAUGAUUUGUUUCAGUUGCCGGCCAGUGGCGUUAUCGAGAAAUUGAACAGUCAUGCAACCGGUGAAGUCCGUUCUGACCAGGUACCUUUGUUGAAUGCUGCCGACAACAAGAUUUCCUCGUCUCACAACAAUUCAUGUCCUAAAACCUCUAUCAGCGAUGCUUGUGGUGACUACCCGACCUUGUCCACAAUCCAAAAGAUGGACUCAGUAGCUCGAGUUUUGAUGCUUAGGAAAUGGAUAAGUUCGGUUGAGAACAUGAGCUCACUAUCGAGGAGCAGCUGUGUGUGGCUAUUUGCUUUAUGUGCAGCAAUCGACACGCCUUUGGAUGCGGAUACUUGUGCAUCUCUUCGUAGUCUGCUCCGGAAGUGUGCUAACUUGAGAGCUGGGAAGUGUGAGGUCGAUGAUGAAGUUAUUAUGCUAAACAUUUUGGCCACAAUUUCAGGAAGAUAUUUCGGUCAGUCAGAAACCUGAAGGGUUUGCUUGAUAUUUAUGAAACAUUUCAUUUUAACAUAUGAGGAAAAACUUAUUUAAUAUAUCAGGAUUUUAAUAACAUCAGUCACAAAUUGUUCAUUGUUCAGUAGACGAGGAAAAAUUACAUGUUUUGUUACUACUGGUUAACUACAGUUUUUUCUGUUUGUACAUGGUAGGGAUGAUACCGGUUCAGUCUGUUUUUUUUUUUUUUUUGGAAAUUUUAAACUAUCAUAAUUUGAGUUUUAGAUGAGAGUGAUUGUAAUCGCAUGUUAGAAGAGAAUCUUAAGUCUGGUUUGGUU
Molecule: messenger RNA, 2521 nt
Organism: Gossypium arboreum
Lineage: Eukaryota; Viridiplantae; Streptophyta; Magnoliopsida; Malvales; Malvaceae
Exons: 4
Coding region: 171-2222 (683 amino acids)
Biological process (GO): spliceosomal snRNP assembly
Cellular component (GO): SMN complex; nucleus
Source: RefSeq, a predicted model, not a curated record